AUGAUCAGAGGUCAUACCCACAGAGCGUCAUCCUUCACUUCCAUCUCCCGUCCCCAUCUCCCCUCCAUUGACGAAAACGAGAUCGCUUUAACACCCUCACCUCCCAGCCCUUCUACUCCCCCAGCUCCUCUACGCAUCCCAAGGAAAUCUCCCCUUCGCGCUCUUCGCAACAAUGGAAUUCCGCCACCGGCAUAUAUCCCAUCGGCAAGAGCCUACCGGGCUCCGCCCCCGGCGCAUUACUCCCCGCCGAGCUACAGCUAUGGCUACCACGAGACAAAGGGCAAGUUCAUAGAGCCUGACAUGACGGACAGUGGCAGUCUUCGGGAGCGGAGGUUUUGCGGCGUGGAUAAGAGGAGGGGAUGUUGUUUGUUGGUCAUCUUCAUGAUCGGUGCAGCUAUUGUUGCGAUUGCUUUGGGCGUUGGGUUGUCAAUAGGGUUGGAUAAUGCAAGCAAGGAUAUACCGCAGGAAUCAUCAACUCCAGAGCCAACACCCAAGUUCCCAGCCGGCUCCUACGCCUUCAGAGCAGAUCUCCAAAACACAUCCGCAGAAUGUACUACGAACCCGUCAACAUGGCGCUGCUAUCCGUAUACGCAAGGUUCCUCGGCGACAUUCUUCUGGAUAAUUACACCCAACGACAACGACGACUCGUACAACAUUUCAUCCACUGCAAAUCCCUUUGCACCAUCCUUUGCAAACUUGACUCUCAAGCGCCUGGACGAGAACACAUCGCAAGAACGACUGCAGUUCUCCUUCUCAAUGACCAAGACGGUCGUUCCGGACGAUAUGAUCUCGUCGAGUAAUAUUGCCGCCAAAUGCAUGUUUGACGACACGCUCUUUGAAGCUACACUUUGGACGCAAGGGAAUGGUGGCAAUACUGAAGGGUCUGAUGGUGAAGAUUUUGCCGAAUGGCCAGGUGAUGUUGAGAUUGUCCAACGGAAGAUGUUCAGAGGUGGAUCGCCCCAGUGUGUGGACAGCCAGGGGAGUGUCGUGGGCGAUAUCAAAUCCAGUAACGGUACUUGUGAGUGCCGCUAUGCUAAUUGA
Fusarium pseudograminearum CS3096 is the source of this 1041-nucleotide messenger RNA. RefSeq lists its product as uncharacterized. Lineage: Eukaryota; Fungi; Ascomycota; Sordariomycetes; Hypocreales; Nectriaceae. The transcript is spliced from 2 exons. The record is from RefSeq and is a predicted model, not a curated record. The coding region runs from base 1 to 1041 and encodes 346 amino acids.